GGGAUCUUUGCCUUUGCAUAAUGAGGGAACUCCACUGGCAUAGACGCGGAGGGGCGGGGGAGUCAGUGAGGGUUGGGGGUGGCUCCUGACGUCCCACGCAGCCCAGAGGCUCUCACCCUCCUCCUGCCCCUCCUGUCCACACUGCGCCGUGAGUCUCCACCUCACCCCUCUCCUCCUCCUGUCCACACUGCGCUGUGAGUCUCCACCUCACCCCUCUCCUCCUCCUGCUCCUAUCCACACUGCGCUGUGAGACGCCACCUCACCCCCCACCUCCUCCUCCUGUCCACACUGCGCUGUGAGGCUCCACCUCACCCCCACCUCCUCCUGCUCCUCCUCCACGCCCGAGUGGCGGCGUGGAGACUUCGCGUGCAGGAGCAGCGGCAGCAGCAGCAGCAGGCGUAGGAGGAGGAGGGUCCCUGACGCCGCCUGCCAUGGGCUGUCCACACGUGGCGGGGGACAGGGCGAGGAUCUCAGCGCUCCGCUCAGCACCUGCACGCGUUCACCUGGGGCCGGCGAGGCCAGUGAGUGUCCACCACCACAGCAGUGAUUGCCCACCACAGUGAGUGUCCACCACAGUGAGCGUCCACCACCACCACCACAGUGAGUGUCCACCACAGCAGUAAUAGUCCAGCGCAGUUGGAGUGACGUGAAACGUUCUGACCCGCCUCUACCGGACAUCUGUGAAAAAAGAGCUUUGCAGCUCAUCGGAUUCCUCCGAAGAGGCGCCACCAGCACCACCAGCACCACCACCAGCACCACCAGCACCACCACCAGCACCACCACCAGCAGCACCACCAGCAGCAGCACCACCAGCACCACCACCACCAGCACCACCAGCACCACCACCAGCACCACCAGCACCACCACCAGCACCAUCAGCACCAGCAGCACCACCACCAACACCAGCACCACCAGCACCACCACCAACACCAGCAGCAGCACCGUCGUUCGCCCUGCUCCUCUCACCGGGAAGAUCGAUCGGGACACGGGGGAUCUCUCCGUGAACCUCGGGCGCCAAUGGAGCUCCGCGCCCGGCUGCCCCUGCUGCUGCGCCUGCUGCUGCCCCUGCUGCUGCCCCUGCUGCUGCUGCCGGGGACCCCCACGGCGGCCAGGGCCCCCCAGGCCCCCCCCGACUGCAGAUCGGUGCGGCGAGAGUUCUCCCUGCGGGAGGUGGGGCCCGAGAAGUGGGUCCCCGAGAGGGCGCGCGCAGGUGCGGAGUUGCAGGUGUGCAGCGUGCGCGGCGCCUCGUGCUGCACGCGCCGCAUGGAGGACGCCUUCGCGGCGGCCGGGGCCCGCGACGCCCAGCAGCUGCUGCAGACGUCCAGCUCGCCGCUCCGCUUCCUGCUGUCACGCACCGUCACCUCCGUGCACGAGGCGUUCGUGGCGCUGUCGGAGCAGGCGGAGGCCCGCGUGGGCGCCCUCUUCCGCGACGUGUACCGGGCGCUGGAGCACGAGGCGGCGGGGCCCGUGCGCGACCUCUUCGCCGGCGCUCGCCAGUACGUGCUGGGCUCCCGCGCCGACCCCCACGAGCUGGCCACCUCCUUCUUCGACGGCCUCUUCCCGCUCGUCUACAACCGCCUCAUCAACCCGGGCCUGUCGGGCCUCGCGCCCCCCUUCAGCGAGUGCCUGCGCCACAACCGCGCGGAGCUGAGGCCGUUCGGGCCCUUCCCGAGGGCGAUCGCCUCGCAGCUGGGCCGCUCGCUGUCCUCGCUGCGCGCGUUCGCCGGCGCCCUCGGCUCGGGCCUCGAGGCCGUGAACGCCACGGAGCUGGCGGCGACGCCGCGCGACAGCUCCUGCACGCGGGCCCUGGCGCGCCUGCGCUACUGCCCGCUGUGCGGCCCCGAGGCGGCGGCGGCGGCGGCGGCGGCGGGGCCGCGUCCCGCGCGGGCCUGCAUCGGCUACUGCCUCAACGUGCUGCGCGGCUGCCUGGCGAGCCUGGCGGAGAUGAGCGGGCCGUGGAUGGAGCUCGUGCGGGCCGUCGAGGAGCUGUCGGCCGAGAUGCACGGCUCCGGCGACCCCGAGGGCGUGCUGCUGAACCUGCACGCACAGCUCAACGAGGCCAUCAUGCACGCGCAGCUCAACGGGCCCAAGAUCUCCGUGGCGGUGACGCAGGUGUGCGGGCCCCCGCAGAGCAGCGAGCAGGGCCCGGAGCGGGCCUGGGAGCCCGAGUACGAGCGCCUGCCUCCUCCGCCGGGGCGGCAGCACUACGACCGGCUCGCAAGCAUCCGGCGGGAGUUCCACAGCAGCCUGCGCCUGUACCGCACGUUCUUCGCGACGCUGGCGGAGACGCUGUGCCACACCGAGCUGGCGUCGCACGACUCGUCACUCUGCUGGAACGGCGAGACCAUGACGGAGAGUGACACGCACCGCGUGGUGGAGAACGGCGUGGCGGCGCAGAGCCACAACCCCGAGGUGCGCGUGACGGAGGUGGACGCGGCGGUGCAGCGCGCCGUGCGCAAGCUGCAGCACGACGUGCGGGCCAUACGGGAGCGCGGCGCGGGUGGCCGCAAGGACGAGGUGGCCGGGGGCCCCGAGGAGGCCGAGGACGGCGGCGGGCAGAGCGACGCUCGCGGGGAGGGCGGCGCCGCCAGCGGGGAUCGCGACUGCGACGACGAGGACGACUGCGACGACGACGACGGUGGCGGCAGCGGCGCCGACCCCAUCAAACCCGCGAGUAACGCGGGGGGCACGGGCGGGGACAAGCCGGCCCCCACGGACAAGAGCCGCCCGGACAAGAUCCACCCGGACCGGCGGAGGAACCAGCCGGGCGGCGGUGCGGGAAGGCGCCUGGAGGCGGGCGGCCUCACCGCGGCCCUGGCCGCCGUCACGGCCGCCGCGGCCGCGCUGCUCCACGGCCCCCGCGGCCUCCGCGCCGAGUGACCGUGCCGCGGAGGUCGCCCUCCCCCCCCCCCCCUCCGCUGCGGACGCCGGACGACCCCCCCCGGGGGGUUUGACGCGGCCGACUUCCGCGACCCCGCCGAGCGGACUGCUUUUUGUUUGCGUUGCCGCAGCCCCGGGGGGAGGGGGGGCGUCCCCAACCCCCGCGCGGGGCCCUCCCAUUGAACGUGCCUGGCAGCAAAGGACCCAGCGGCAAGCGAGGUGCACCGCUCGGGCCGUCAGCGCCGUCUCCUCCCAAGCCGGGCUGCUCGCGCGUCCGUGGUUAAACUCGGCUCGCUGCUCGGCCACUUCUGCAGAGCCAAUUUAGAAGUAGGGGAGAGGCACUGACUUCUUCGUGACAGGUGGGGGUGGGCGGGUUCAGGGCUAGAGGGGACGCCGCUGCCGCGGACGUUCAAGGGGUAACGGCGCCGUGUCCACCGCGUGGAGGAGCUGUGGCCGCAGGGAGGGGCGCGAGGGGGCUCAGCGCCACGCACCGACGGCGUGGGCCUCCGGUCGCCGCCUUCCCCCAGCGUUAGUUGCCGCCCGGCCCCUGCGGCUGGAGGGUGUCUCCGCGCCGAGCGGUGGCUUUUAAAACUUUUUAUAAAGACACGUACCGACGUACUGGACUGCCGGUGUGUGACGUUGAGAUGAGUACGUUUCAACAACGCAGUCUUGCUACCCUUCCCUGGCCCACGGGGGCGGGGCGGUUUAUUUGGGGUUUGGAUUCCAUUAACGACGUCCAUUUCGCCUGGAUGACGUCAUCGGUGGUGUCUAAGGUAACACGCGACAAGGCUGCCAUCUCACCACGCGGAAACAUUCCCCCGCUACGGGAACUCGCAGCAGCGACCUGGGGUGCCGUGGCUGACGCGCUGCGAACUGCCGAGAUGAUCCGCUCGGCGGCUGGAGUCACCGCGACUUCAGCCCGGUCCGGGAGCUUGGAACACGAAGCUGCCACGUGCACGAAUAACGCGAUGCGCAUCGUAACCGGAACACUGAAACCGACGCCAACCUCCUACCUAUGAAGAACCACCUACCCAUCAUCACCCACCUACCCAUCAUCACCCACCUACCCAUCAUCACCCACCUACCCAUCAUCACCCACCUACCCAUCAUCACCCACCUACCCAUCAUCACCCACCUACCCAUCAUCAACCAAGACCUCAACAAUGCACCAUCCCCCUUCUGGAAUCGUGCUGUCGCCAUCCUAGAACGUCACCCAGAUCCGGAAGAACGCUGGCAAGCAGAGUGGAGCAACGUGGAUGUCCAGAAUAAACACCUCCUUGUUCGAGACCCAAAUAUCAUCGAGCCUCCUGGCUGUGACAUUCCUCCUCGACGACACCGUCGUUACGAAUGGAAAAUUAAAGACACGAGCCACAGUGGUGUGAUGGUUGCAACCUAAACCUAUGGACCAUAAAGUAAACAGCUGUAAUCUGGACUUCUCCAACACAGGAGGAACAGCAAAAGCACACCAAGUCUCUCUCUCUCCUGAAGCCCUCUCGUCGUGGCUAGCAGACCUCGACACUGGCAUCUGGCUCCUGGUCCCAUUCGCUAGAAUUGAAGAGAAUUCGGAGCCAAAGUCGAUGGCUCUCGGCCACGGCCGGCCUGGUGGACAGCCGAGACGUGGACGAGGUGGGGGCACAGCCGAGACGUGGACGAGGUGGGAGCACAGCCGACACGUGGGGGUAUUAGCCCUUGGAAAGCGCUGCCAACGUGACCCGUGACCUCACCUGGGUCUCGGUUGAAGUUAAAGCAAACGCGUGGCUCAUAAAUGCUGCGUUGUCACUUAUAAUUUGUUUAUGUUGGGUGAGAGUGUGCAGGUUAGAAUACCAAUUUUUUUUUAAAUCUAUAACCCUCCACCACCGAGCGACAGAGCCAAUCAAAUUAAGUUGUCACGUGGGUAAGUGUGCCAAUUGAUUUGGUUUGUCAGCAACACCGGAGAAGGGACGUUGGGAUGGGUGCAUUCGGAGCGUGAGCCGCGCCGGUCGCGCGUUCGGCCCUCGCCCAACCUCGCUUCACCGUGCCCAUAUAGGCGCCACAGGGCGUCGUGAUAUCUUCCUCGUCUGUGCCACGCAGGAGGUCGUGGGUUCGAUCCUGACCCUGUCGCCGGCUGUAUUUGGAGUUUUCGUGUCUCUCUCUCUCCCCGUGGUCGCGUGGAUUUUUCUCCUGGUCCUCCGGUUUUUCCCCUCCACAAUUUUAAAUCAACAUCACCACGCGUUUAUAGCAUUUGGCUGCUGCUAUAAAGUACCACGUGGUGAUGAGGAUAAGCGAUCAUUUGUGGCCAGGUCGCUUCUAAAUAAAGAGCUCUAUAGCUCAGCGAGCUUUACCUGGUAAAAUUAAAAAAAAAUCUUUUAUAGUUUUCAUAUCACGAGACGUGUUAACUCCUUAUCGGUUGCAACUUUGAUUCCUCACCUGCUCCGUGUCGCCGUGGACAGCUGAUGGUUUGGGCACCGUCGCCUGCGCUCCGCCUGAUGCUCGUCGUUGGUUCCGACUGCGUUGGUACCAUGGACAACAAACGAGGGGUUCACUUUGGCGGUGCUGUUUGUUGCCCACCGCUUGACGCUUCGGGCCUUCGGGCCUUUGGGCCGGUGCAGGGCGAUUUUGUUGGGAACAAAUCGUCAUUUCUGCGUUGAGUUUUUUUUCCGCAGCGAGCGUGGUGAAGUCGCCAUUCAACAACCCAGUGGGUAGAGGGAGCCCCUGCUCACAAGCGCAUGACACUUGCAGUGCCCACUCCUGCAAAAACUCAUGGCCGUCCCCGUAUUGCAUCGCCAGCUCACUGCACAGCGCGGCGCUUUCAGAUGCGCUGCUGCGCCCGUCUGGAACGCUCUUCCUUCCGAUAUUAGGAAGCCACUGGAGCUAUGCACUUUUAAAUCAUCAUCAUCUAGAUUGACAAACUCAUUUCUUUGAAACAGAUUUGUGUGUUGUUAGUGUUGUUGUCCUUCCCCCGCACCUCCGAUGAGCAGGGUUGGCUACGUACGGUGCGAAAGAGGUUCAACAUACAUACGCACAUACGUGUUGAGACGGUUUGCCAAGUGUUCGGUGCAAAAGUUGUACACACCUCAAGGGCGUCUCGCGGGGUACACGACGGACAAUAGUUCAGUUUCAGUUCCAUGUAUUAGGUAUAACCCUGUGAGCCAUGCGGCUCUUGACUCGGGUGCAACCGCAACAAAACACAAACAUGAACAAGAAACAUCUUAAAGUGACUACACGCAACAGAAAAAUCCUGGAAAAAACAGCAAAGUCUUCCAGAAAAAAGGACCGCAUUUCAACGCUGUGUGCAAAAAUCCCAUUGGGAUGCAAGUCAAACAACAACACCCAUAGAGAUGCUGCCUACGGCCCGUCACGGGAGAUGACGUCAUGGAGGCGAGGAAACAAAGAAUUCAAUCCGCCGCACGCGCACGUGGCACGCUCCGUUCAGAAUCAGAAUGGUUAUUUCUUCCUGGAGAAAUCCGACGACCUAUAAAGCUCUUUUUUCUCACAGAUGUCCAGUCGGGGCACGGGGUCAGAACGUUACAACAACAAUCGAUUAAAAAAAGAGCACGAUAGUAGUGCAAAUUGUAAGAAAGGUACACAAAUCACUUACAAAAAAAAUGCGAAUAAAAGUCAAAUAUGUUUUACCUCCACGGGUCAGGCCGACUGAGCGAUCAGCUUAUUUCUCAGGAGUGACCUGGCCGCAAACGAUCGCUCGCCAAAGUGGCCCUGGUCAUCAUCACGUGGACAUUUAGAUCAGGAACUCAGUGGGGGGGUUGAAAGUCCACGGGCAAGCACGAUUGAUAACGCUGACCCGCCCAUACUGGGCAUCUGUGAAAAGAGCUUCAUAGCUCAUCGGAUUUUCUCCUCCAGUUUGAAUGAAGAUUCUGAUUCUGAAAGGGCAAGAAGCGCCAGUCUUGUUCCCGCUGAGAAUUCCCGACAGGCGACGCGCUGAGAAUUGCCGGCGUCACAACCUCGCCGCCGCCGUUGUUAUUGUUGUUGUUAUUGUUGUUGCUGUUGCCGCCACGGAUCCGCAGUGCGACACCGACGAUCGGUCGGUCGUCCUGCACGCAAUCAUCACGCGCGGUGAGCGUCGCUGCGGGGAAUCUUGACAGGAGAUACAAGCGGACGAUACGCCGCUCGGGAAAUAUCUGUCUCCACGUGAUAAACAACGUUAUCUCCUUUCACACAGGCGAAAAAUAUACAACAACAACAAACGUCCCCACGUCAAGCGUACCCGCUAGUCCGUUUGACUCCAAUUGUGCUUCGUUCUAAAACAACAGCUUUGUAAUUCACACGGCAAGAAGCUAUGGAGAGGUGACGACUAAUUGGAGGACUUAUUCAAUUAUCAUUGACAGUCGUGUAGGUCCUCCAUACGUGUGUUGAGUUUAGGUCACAUGGCAGUUUUGUGCUAAAAUACUUUUAGCACAAAAACCGUCCGUCUUAAGAUUUUUGGACAAGUAUUUUUUUGGGUUAAUAUCUCCGGCUGUGUCUCCUGAACGCAUGAGACUACAUUGAAUGUUGUUGCUUGACCACACUCUACGACACGUUUCGGCUCCAGCAGCAGUGUGUAUGCCGCUGGCUCUGUCUCCAUUGUUGAACGUCACUGCAACUCCGCGUUAUGAAUUGCCUUUUGCCACACUUAGCUUCGCAUUUAUACGUUCAAAGUGUCGAGUACGGUGUUUAAUUGAAACCAGGCGCCCGCGUGCUUUAAAUUAUUGCCGGCGAAACAUUGCAGUCACAUUCCGCGUUCCACGUGGCGCGUUGACAAUUUUGAGAAGGCGGCGAAUGUCCACGUCGCGGCGAUGACCGCGUUGACUGCGUGGGACAGGGGUCCACGAUGCGCGUGGUUUAUUGCAGUCAUUUAGACACUUUACUCGUAUUUUUAUUUGUUUUUUUGUUGUUGUUGUUGUUGUCACGCAAAGUUAUUUUUUUUAUUUAGAAUGUUUUGCCCUGGCGAGCACUUAACCGAGGCUUUGGCUUUCUGUUGUUUUUCUCUCGGGUGAUUUUUGCCCCCCGGGGGGAGGUGGAGGUUAUCUCAGUGUCCUCAUCUAUAAGCACAAUGCGAAGGGCCCGCGAGCCGCGUUGCUUUGCGGAUUAUUUGCCGGGAGAGUUGUCACUGGGAGCCGUUGUUCCGGAGAGAAUGUAGACAUUGUACAGCCGUGUAGCCACGAUUGAAAACUCACUCUGGAUUGCAAGCCCGUUUCUUUACAACUGAUUUGUGUGUGUUUAGUUUGUUGUCUUCUCCCCCCUCCCGCACUUCCGAUUAUCACGGUUGGCUACGUACGGUGCGUAAGAAGCUUGACAGACAGACACACACACACGAUACGUGGACAACUCAAGGAUUAUUCGUAGACGAACUCUACUCACCGGACGCUUUGUGCCAAUCCUCGCGUUCACGCUGUCUGCGCAAUUGCGACUCGUCGACUCCGAAGCGAAUAUCGCGCACAGGUCCCUGCGUUUCGCGUAACGGUAGGCGGUGGCUGCGCGUGUUCGCAUCUGUGUGUGUAUGUUGAACUUCUUUGGCACCGUACGUAGCCGACCGUGAUAAUCGAAGACGCGCGCGGCCCCUGGGGAGUGCCCGGCGGCGUGCCGCGUUGUCCCUUCUGCGUGCGCUCGAGAUCCUCGUGGGAUGGUGAUGGGAUGCACGGUGGCUUCCUUCCACCCCAGAGUGCUCCAACACGGCAAACAUCGAAAGUCGCUCUUCCGAACUGGGCAGUUGAUGGAUCGACGUUCGGUGGCUUGUUGGUGUUUUCCGCGUAACCGCGUCACGUGUGGGUCGUCACGUGUGGGUCGUCACGUGCCACCGGGCAUGUUCACUUUGAGGGCGGCGGUGAGCGGUCAAGGUGGGCGCGCACGCACAUUUGACCCAACUCUCGGACAGAGCGAAUGGUUGGCUUAAUCGCUCUUCACGGGCCGGCCACAGGAAAGAAUAAGCAGAAGACAAACACAGGUUGGUGCCACGCUGGCUCGGAGAUUUUAACUGCCUCACCUGGUAUGCAGGAUGUCGUGGGUUCAAUCCCGACCCUGACGCAUGCUGUAUAUUUGGAGUUUGCCUCUUCUCCCCGUGGUUGUGUGGAUUUUCUCUGGGUCCUCCGGGUUAUCCCUACACUUUUAGAAUCAUGCGUUUAGAGGAUUUGGUUGCCAUAAAUUUCCACGUGGCCAGGUUGCUUCUGAAAAAGAGCUACAUAGCUCAGUGGGCCUUGCCUGGUCAAAUUAAUUUUUAAAAGUAGGACAGUUUAGCUUUAGACACGGCACGUAACGUAUAUUUCCACUGCGUGAAUCACAAUACCAGGCGCAUCGCUGCAGCGAUAACCCGACGAAGCCGAACGCCGGACCCCCCCCCCCCACCCCCAUUUCAUCUCCGAUUGUAAUGGCUAAUUCCGAUGCCUGACCACGAACGCUCACACUGUGCCCGUAUCGAUUAAGAACGGGACGGACGGUGCAAUGUCUGUGUGCGCUGCCGGAAGUCUCGAAGCGUCGAGCGGCCUCGCUCGAGGUGCCACGGCCUCUGCGGGGGCGAUGCGGGUCUCCACGGCGCGUCCACCGGCCACACGCCACCACCGCACGUGAGAGAUGGGGCCGUGCGAUUUACACGCGAGCAGGGGAUGUCACAAAUCGGCUGUAUGUUCUGCUUGCACACACACACACGCGCACGCGCGCGCGCGCACAUAUUUUCAGGACUUAGAUAUUUGACAUUUAAACUUUUUUUUUCUUCAUUUAAAAGUACACACACGAAGAAAAUGUUUAUUUAACUCUGGGCACUUUUAACAACAACAGAAAAGGACACGUGAAACGCUGCCAGCUUUGUCAACACUUUAUUCUUCAACACAGUAUUUGUCACUUUUUUAAUUUCUUAAAUUAUACAAGGUAAGGCGAGUAGCCGCUCUUGCCUUAAUAUAUACAGCUUCACUUCCAAUAAACCCGGCAUUUAUAGCGAUGCCUUG
Lethenteron reissneri (Far Eastern brook lamprey) is the source of this 9791-nucleotide messenger RNA. RefSeq names its product glypican 5 (gene GPC5). NCBI's taxonomy places the organism in Eukaryota, Metazoa, Chordata, Hyperoartia, Petromyzontiformes, Petromyzontidae. Gene Ontology annotation, biological process: positive regulation of canonical Wnt signaling pathway; cell migration; regulation of protein localization to membrane. The record is from RefSeq and is a predicted model, not a curated record. Gene Ontology annotation, cellular component: cell surface; extracellular region; plasma membrane.